UUCAUUUCUUCAAACUCAAAAAACAUAACCCACAAACAUCAGAAAAAGAAACUAGUGUCAGACUGUCAGUAGCAUAUAAAUAUACAAAAAGAGUAAAUAGAAGCUGAAUGUUGAGAUAGAUCUCACUGAUUCUCCUCACAGUGAAGUAUAUGAGGAGUUUAGGGAAGAAGUAGUGUAAAUAUAGUAUAGGUAGAGGAGAGGGAAGAAGAUGAAGGCAGAUACGCCUCUUGAUUAUGCGGUGUUCCAACUCUCACCAAGGCGCUCAAGAUGUGAGUUGUUUGUAUCAACUGAUGGGAACACCGAGAAGCUUGCCUCAGGGUUAGUGAAGCCAUUUGUGACACAUUUAAAGGUUGCAGAGGAACAGGUUGCAAGGGCAGUUAAGUCAAUUAAGCUUGAAGUUGGAAAACGUGACAAUGCCGUUACUUGGUUCACGAAAGGAACACUUGAAAGGUUUGUGCGGUUUGUUACUACACCUGAGGUUUUGGAAUUGGUCAAUACAUUUGAUGCGGAGAUGUCCCAGUUGGAAGCAGCUAGGAAAAUUUAUUCUCAGGGAUCCAGGGAUCAACUUUCUCGCGCAAUAGGUGGGGAUGGUACUGGAAAUGCAGCAGCUGAUGCAACAAAGAAGGAGCUUUUGAAGGCAAUUGAUGUGCGUCUGGUUGCGGUUAGACAGGACUUAAACACAGCUUAUGCUCGUGCAGCAUCUGCUGGCUUCAACCCUGAAACUGUUUCUGAACUCCACCACUUUGCUGAUCAGUUUGGUGCGCUUCGCUUAAAUGAAGCUUGCACCAAAUUUAGCUCAGUGUGUCAAAGACGACCAGAUCUGAUCAGCCCAUGGAAGCCAGGUGUCAAUGAUCAAGCGGUCCGAGCGUCAUGGGGAUCUGACAUGUCAAUUGAUGACCCCACUGAAGACCAAAGUGGCCCCCACCUAUUUUCUCAAAAUAAAUCCCAGAAUCCAUCCGGCCAAGACCAACAACAGCAACAGCAACAGAGUACAACACAAACCCAAGACCACCUUAACCAAUCAAAACUAUCCACAUGUCAGCUAUCCAAGUCCAUUUUCCCAACACAUCAGCAGCAACAAGGGAGCUCAGAGGAAAAAAACAACCAAGAAGAGAAGAAGAAAGAAGAGGAUGCUUUAACUGAGUCAUCAACGAGUCAACCUCCUUCUAGGCGACUCAGUGUGCAAGACAGAAUCAACCUUUUUGAAAACAAACAGAAGGAAAGCUCAUCAGGCUCUGGUAGCAAACCUGUUGUUGUUGGAAAAUCAGUGGAGCUAAGGAGACUUUCAUCUGAUGUAUUGUCUUCAUCUGCUAACACACUCACUGGCCCGGCUGAGAAAGCUGUGUUGAGAAGAUGGAGUGGCGCAAGUGACAUGAGCAUUGACUUAGGCAAUGAAAGAAAGGAAAAUAAUUUCUCAGAUAGCCCCUUGUGUACACCAUCUUCAUUGUCUGUUUCUCAGUCCAAAAGUAAUUUGUUUUCAGAUGUAUCAGAUGAUAUUAAGGACCAGAAAGAUCAAAAAGGUUUAAUUGAUUCGGCAAGUUCUGAGAAAGUUGAUUUUAAGAGCAGUGGAGAUAGAGUUGCUGAUUCUGGACUGAAAGAUCAAGGCGAGGGGCAAGUGAGGGUUGGGGGGGUUCCGGAGCAGGUGGGAUCAAAGGGGGGCAAGCAUUGGAAGGAUCAAGUGGGUUCACAAGUGAAUCAACUCAAGUCUUUCACAGAUAGGGAUGACCUGGUUAGUGUGACUGAUCAAGGGGUUUCUCAGGAGAAGUUGAAGGGUUCUUUAGGUAGUGGAGAGAAGAGUGAUCGGUUUAAAGUUCAAGCCAGUUCCCAGGAGACUGUUGGGGUGAAGGACCAAGCUGCUUCGCGAAUCCAGACCGGAAAAUCUGUGGGUAGAGUGGGGGAUUUUACUUCUGAUAGUGAAACUGGGAAUAGAGUAGAGGAUGCUGAACUGAUACAUCAGCUAGUGUCUCAAUCACGUUUUAGGGGUUCUCAAAGUCAUACACGGUCUCUCUCAGGACAGUUUGAAGGUGGUGUUGGAGUAAAAGUCAGGGAAGCUCGUGAUAAAGUGUCUGCGGCUGAUCAGUUGGCAUCUCACCCACAAUGGAAAUCUUUUACAGAAGUUGAAGAAGCAGGGAAGAAGGACUUGGUGUUUGGAAGGGAACAGAUCAAAGCAGAAGAUUCUGGAAACCUGAGAAUGAAGUUUCAGAAACAGGUUGCUGCAGGUCCUGAACAGAUUAAGAAGUUGCAAGGUAGGAGAGAUGAACGUGGUUCAGUUUAUGGAAAUAGCAAGCCUGUUUUUUCUGGUAAAAAGGUUUCAGAGAGUCAAGAGGGUUUUGCUGCUGUCUCUACACUGCCGGUUGAGCAAGUUCAGAGAUCAAGGCAGUCAAAGGGAAAUCAGGAACUCAAUGACGAGCUGAAAAUGAAGGCAAAUGAGUUGGAAAAGCUUUUUGCAGAACACAAGCUCCGAGUUCCUGGGGAUCAGUCCAGUUCCACAAGGAGAAGCAAGCCUGCUGACGUACAGAUUGAGCAGGUAGCAGAGUCUCAUUACAGAAAACCAACAGUGUCUGAGAUAUCUCCUGCUCAAUUGCCUGACAAAAGCACUGUGAUCGAACGAUCUGGGAGUUCAAGUAAUAUGGCAAAGUUCAGUACUCCACCAAUGAAAAUGUCAGACAAUCAGGAUUAUGGUGAUUCCCUGAGGCAGAAUUUCUCUGAGCUUGGUUUGUCUGAUGAGUCCAGAGGAAAAUUUUAUGAGAAGUAUAUGCAGAAAAGAGAUGCAAAACUAAGGGAAGAGUGGAGUUCUAGAAGGGUAGAAAAGGAAGCCAAGUUAAAAGCCAUGCAGGACAGUCUUGAGCGAAGCAGAGCUGAGAUGAAGGCCAAAUUUUCUGGUUCCUUAGACAGACAGGAUUCAGUUGCUACUACUGCUCGGCGUGUUGAGAAACUGAGAUCCUUCAAUUCUCGAUCAACUAUGAAGAUUGAGCAGCAUCCUAUAAGUUCUAUUCAUAGCGAAGAAGAUGAAGAUCUUUCUGAAAUGUUUGAGCAGAAAUAUUAUGGACAAGAUAGAUCAUUCAUUGAGACAUCUUUUGGGGAUAAUGCUUCUAAAAGUGCUCAAGCUAAGAAGCUUUUGCCUAAUAGAAGUAUGUCUUCAUCUACACCUCGCACGGCUGCAGCACCAAUUCCACGGUCAUCGGGCAAAAUUUCCAAUUCUGGUUCCGGAAGGCGUAGACCCCAAUCAGAAAAUCCUCUGGCACAGUCUGUUCCCAACUUUUCUGACUUCAGAAAAGAAAACACAAAGCCUUAUUCUGGCAGCAAAGUGACAAGCCGUUCACAGGUGAGGAAUUAUGCCCGCAGCAAGAGUACUAGUGAAGAAGUAGCUCUUGUCAAGGAAGAAAAGCCCAGGCGGUCAAAUUCUUUAAGAAAAAGUUCUGCUGGUCCUAUGGAGUUUUCUGAUGUGGCCCCUUUAAAUUCUGAUGAUGUUGUGUUGGCACCUUUGAAAUUUGAUGAAGAACAAAGUGAGCAGAGCCCCCAAGAAAAAUAUUUGAAAAGUUCAGAGUCAAAGCCGUUCCUCAGAAAGGGUAAUGGCAUAGGUCCUGGUGCUGGAGCUAGUAUCGCCAAGCUAAAAGCUUCAAUGGCAGCAGAGGCUUUGAGAAAUGAAGAAGAAUAUGACGAGACUUUUGAGGCUGAAGAUUCAGCUGAUAUGGCCAAAGAGGAUGAUCAAGAAGAAGAGCUUGAAACCAUGGAGGUUGAAGAAUGUAUUGACAUAGAUAAUGGAAAAUCAAGACUGAGCCAGGAAUCAGACAAAGUGGGUAAUUCUGGAUCUGAAAAUGGUGAUUCCUUGAGAUCUCUUUCUCAAGUUGACCCUAGUUCAGUUGCUGAAUUACCUGCUCCCUUGCCUUCCACAUUCCAUGCUGUAGGGUCUCUGCAAGAUUCGCCAGGGGAAAGUCCUGUGUCAUGGAACUCACGCAUGCAUCAUCCAUUUUCUUACCCUCAUGAGACCUCAGAUAUUGAUGCCUCUAUGGACUCUCCAAUUGGGAGUCCUGCAUCGUGGAAUUCCCAUACUCUUACCCAAACAGAGGCUGAUGCUGCUCGCAUGAGGAAAAAAUGGGGCAGUGCACAGAAACCUUUCCUUGCUUCGAAUUCAUCCCAUAAUCAGUCCCGGAAGGAUGUGACAAAAGGGUUUAAGAGGUUAUUGAAGUUUGGAAGGAAAAGUCGUGGUACAGAAAGUUUGGUCGACUGGAUUUCUGCUACAACUUCUGAAGGAGAUGAUGACACAGAAGAUGGGAGGGAUCUUGCCAAUCGUUCUUCAGAAGAUUUGAGGAAGUCCAGAAUGGGGUUCAUGCAGGGUCAUCCUUCGGAUGAUGGCUUCAAUGAAAGCGAGUUGUUCAACGAACAGGUUCAAGCCUUACAUAGCUCUAUCCCGGCGCCUCCAGCAAACUUCAAGCUGAGGGAGGACCAUAUGUCAGGAAGCUCCAUAAAAGCACCACGAUCAUUUUUCUCACUCUCAACAUUUAGAAGCAAGGGAAGUGACUCGAAGCCCCGAUAAAUUUUACUUAGUGAAGUCAGGAGUGAUUGGUAUCAUUGUUAAACAGUAGGGUGUAAAGGACGAUAUAAUAUAAAGUAGAUAUGCUUGAGGUAGGCACGAUAAAGCCAUCUAUAUAUGUUGUAUAUUGUAUUGAACGAUAUACGCCUAUUGGCGUAUUGUCAUUGUGAUUUUGGUAGCCCAGGGUAUUCAGUAUUCUUUUGCAACUCUUCCUUUCUCGUGAUGUAUAUCAAACUCUUGUUAGAAUCAAUGUCGUUGGCAGUUUAAGAAGAGUGAUGUGAUUAUGCGGAGUAUUAGCUUGUUAAACUCAACUAUUCUUUUGUUAUAUCUUCAUUUCUUUUCCUUCCA
Messenger RNA from Pistacia vera, 4882 nucleotides. Its product is annotated as COP1-interacting protein 7. Bases 209 to 4537 code for a protein of 1442 amino acids. The record is from RefSeq and is a predicted model, not a curated record. Lineage: Eukaryota; Viridiplantae; Streptophyta; Magnoliopsida; Sapindales; Anacardiaceae. The transcript has 11 exons.